Chroicocephalus ridibundus (black-headed gull) is the source of this 1660-nucleotide messenger RNA. RefSeq names its product calcium voltage-gated channel auxiliary subunit gamma 1 (gene CACNG1). Gene Ontology annotation, biological process: regulation of calcium ion transmembrane transport via high voltage-gated calcium channel; calcium ion transmembrane transport. Lineage: Eukaryota; Metazoa; Chordata; Aves; Charadriiformes; Laridae. The coding region runs from base 210 to 890 and encodes 226 amino acids. Gene Ontology annotation, cellular component: membrane; L-type voltage-gated calcium channel complex. The record is from RefSeq and is a predicted model, not a curated record. Gene Ontology annotation, molecular function: calcium channel regulator activity; voltage-gated calcium channel activity. The transcript has 4 exons.
AAAGCUGAGCUCCUCCGGGCGCUGCUCUCGUUACGUGCAUUAAUAGCCUCCUCGCUGCGCCGGCUGACACAGCCCAGCAGCUGUCUCGGCCGCCCCGCUCUCCCGGGCAGCGCGGGGCUGACAUUUCCAAACGCUCAGAUGCGCCAGGAUUCCGGGAGACCUCGCGAAUCACCCGCUGCGCUCCGCCAGGAGCACCGGGCCGGAGCAGGAUGGACGAGAACAAACCCCUGAAGGUCCGGCUGACGUUCUCCGUGAUCCUGGUUGGCGUCUCCCUCCUGUUUGCUGCCGUAGUGACUGACCACUGGGCCGUGCUGAGCCCCAAAGUGGAGGAAUAUAACGCCACCUGCGAAGCGGCUCAUUUCGGGCUAUGGCGACUCUGUACAAAGCGGAUUUUUAUGCAGGAGCAAGGCCCCAAAGAGAAGGGCUGUGGGCCGAUUACCCUGCCAGGAGAACACAACUGCUCCUACUUCAAGCACUUCACACCAGGGCAGAGCUCGGAGAUAUUUGAAGUAACCACCCAGAAAGAGUACAGCAUUUCAGCUGCAGCCAUUGCCAUCUUCAGCGUUGGCUUUGCAAUCAUCGGAACAAUCUGCGUCCUCUUAUCCUUCAGGAAGAAGAGGGAUUAUCUGCUGAAGCCAGCAUCCAUGUUCUACACCUUCGCAGGUCUCUGCAUCAUCAUCUCUGUUGAAGUCAUGAGACAAUCGGUGAAAAGGAUGAUCGACAGCAAGGAGACGGUCUGGAUGGAGUACAGCUACUCCUGGUCCUUCGCCUGUGCCUGCUCCUCCUUCGUCCUGCUCUUCAUCUGCGGCAUCGCCCUCCUCCUGAUUGCGCUGCCUCGCUUCCCCCAGAACCCCUGGGAGACCUGCAUGGAUGCAGAACCGGAGCACUGAUGUUCCCAGCACCCAUGACAAAAAAAGCCAGAAAAGUGUUUUGAAAUGAUUUGUAUUUUUUAAAAUGUCUGGGUCUCACUAUACAAUGUGCACUCCAUUAACUGAGGCCUUACUGAACCAAGGCAUGCUCAAUUGUAAUUCUUGCUUUGUUUCUUCUUUAUUUUUUCUUUUUUCUUUUUUUUUUUUUUUUAAAGAAAGCAGAAAGAGCGUUCAGCACUAGCGAGGGCCGCGGGUGAGUGUCACCGCUCUGUGCCAGCCUGGGGACGCCUUGGGCUGAUGCAGCUGGGGGAAACCCGGGUGUGAGACAGCUCGUGCCCCAGAGAAGACAGCUUUCUUAGGGAGAAGACAUUUGGUAUCGCUAGGGCUAAAGAGCAGAUCCACGAGGGAUAUCGGGCUUUUACACCUCACCUGGUCAGAGAGAGACAGUGAGAAAUUCAAGCGCGUCUCCCAUCCGUGCCGUACUCCUCUACCUCCCCAAGAAGGGCUAGUUCACCCCUCUGAAAUAAGCUGGAGAUCCUUACGUUAUUCUAUUAACUGUUAAAAUUUGUCAGGAAAAAAAAAACAACUCAAAACCCUAAACCCAACUUUGUCUAGCAUUGGGAUAAAACUUUCUCCUACAAAUUUAUACUCUGCAGCUCCAUUCUUUUUGAAUUAAGCACAAAACCCCUGCAAAAUAGUUUUUGUUCUGCUUGAACUUUGAUAGCAAAUCCAAGAAGUGCUGAACAUUAAGAGUGCUAUUUUCCUUUAAUAAAAAGCAUAAUCUUCCAGUA